CCACCAUGGUUGUUCUUAUCCCGUCGUGUUGACGUAUUGUUGCGUUCGAAAGGAUCCGAGAACUAGCAAAGUUGGAGAGAGCCAAGAGGUCACCGGAACUUCACCGGAGAAUCACCGCGAGUCACCGGAAGUUAGUCACUGUCAUCGGAGCUGUCGUAGUCCAUUGGCAAGGUCGUUAAGGCCACCGUGAGCUUGAACCGCUUUGCCGAGCUGCCCAGGUGAUCCGCCGAAAAUAAUCGCCGAGAAAGGUUGGUUAAGUUGAGAGUUCGUUUUCCAUUAUUAAUUGGUAGUUUUGCGAUGAAAGUUGGUUUUGAACCGGGCUAAGAAGUGAAUACGUUGACCAGCUCCUUGUACCAGAUUCGGGUCCUUUCAUUUUUAAUCUCCAUAAUUAAACCAGCCGCGAGUCUUGAAGAAGAAGUAUGCAGUCGAUAGUUUCUUUCUUCCAGAGAAUAUACAUCGAAGCUUGAUAGGUAAUCCUAAGAAAUUAUUAGGUUUCAAAACUCUCCAAGAUUAUAUUGAAU
Messenger RNA from Arabidopsis thaliana (thale cress), 521 nucleotides. RefSeq lists its product as uncharacterized. NCBI's taxonomy places the organism in Eukaryota, Viridiplantae, Streptophyta, Magnoliopsida, Brassicales, Brassicaceae. The record is from RefSeq and is marked reviewed. The annotation marks the transcript as partial. The transcript has 4 exons.